Molecule: messenger RNA, 2593 nt
Organism: Pistacia vera
Lineage: Eukaryota; Viridiplantae; Streptophyta; Magnoliopsida; Sapindales; Anacardiaceae
Product: F-box/LRR-repeat protein 3
Exons: 8
Coding region: 432-2369 (645 amino acids)
Biological process (GO): SCF-dependent proteasomal ubiquitin-dependent protein catabolic process
Cellular component (GO): SCF ubiquitin ligase complex
Molecular function (GO): protein binding
Source: RefSeq, a predicted model, not a curated record
ACUUUGGUGCUCGUCACACCCAAUUAUUGCUCUUAUCUUCUCCAUCUCUCCUCUUCCCUUCACAAACGAACUACAAAUCGCUUGGAAAACUCUCUCUGCAACUCCCCCAUAACUAUCUCCGAUCUUCUCCCCAAAAACCCGGUCUAUCGGACUUAAAAAAAGCACAAUGAACCCGAUCCAAGAGACCCGUUUUAGCAUAAUACGGAUCCAGUUCAAACCCGUCGACCUCCCUCUCUUCUACAUCCGUCUCCUCUUCCUGUUCGUCCCCACCUAAACUAAACGAGAAAAUACCGUGAAAGUUACGAUAAUACCCCCGAUUUCUCUGAAAAAGCAUUACCCGGAGACCUUAAUUUUGUCGAAUUUGUAGAAGUUUGAAACUUUGUUAAGAAAGAGUGAGAAAAGUUUCUUAAUUUCCGCAGAGCAGCUGUUUAAUGUCAGGUUUGUCGAUACUCGAUGUGUUCACGGAGGAUUUACUCGUGCGAGUUCGCGGCAAAAUCGGCGAUGAGUUGGAUGCCAAGACGUGGCGACUCGUUUGCAAAGAGUUUCUUCGAGUUGACUCGCUUACUCGGUCAACUCUCCGGCUCACCCGUAUCGAGUUCUUGUUUCAGCUUUUAGAGAAAUACCCAAAUGUUAAAACUCUGGACCUCUCCGUGUGUCCACGUGUUAACGACGGAACCAUUUCGUUGUUACUGAGUCGCACUCGUAAUCCACUGAGCUGGGCUCAGAGCUUGAAGUCUCUCAACCUGCGUCGUGCCACCGCGUUGAGAUACAAAGGUUUAGAGAUGCUUGCAAUGGCGUGUGUAUGUUUAGAGAGUGUUGACGUGUCAUAUUGUUGUGGGUUUGGGGAUCGGGAGGCCGCGGCUUUAUCUUGUGCCGGAGGGUUGAGGGAGGUGAAGAUGGACAAAUGCUUGAAUGUGACAGAUGUUGGAUUGGCAAAGAUAGCAAUUGGGUGUGUGAACUUGGAGAGGUUAAGCUUGAAAUGGUGUUUGGAGAUAAGUGAUCUGGGUAUUGAUCUUUUGUGCAAGAAGUGUCAGGAUUUGAAGUUUCUUGAUUUGUCCUAUCUUAAGGUAACGAGUGAUUCACUUUGUUCGAUUUCUACUUUGCCUAACCUGGAGGAUUUGGCUAUGGUGGGGUGCCCCUUAGUGGAUGACAUUGGGUUACAGUUUCUUGGAAAUGGAUGUCCUUCCCUACUGGUGGUUGAUGUAUCGAGGUGUGAAUCUGUUAGUUCAUCUGGCGUAAUCUCUGUAAUUAGAAGACACAGUGGUCUUCGGCAGCUGAAGGCAGGUUACUGUUUUUCGGAGGUUUCCAUGACUGUUCUCUACAACAUGAAGGACUUGAAGAACCUUGAAACAAUCAUAGUUGAUGGGGCUAAAGUAUCUGACUCUGGCCUUCAUUUCAUUAGCACCAAUUGCAAGUCUCUGGUUGAAAUUGGGUUGAGUAAAUGUGUAGGGGUGACGAACAUGGGCAUCAUACAACUUGUAUCUGGCUGUGUUAAUUUGAAAAGCAUCAAUCUAACAUGUUGCCAUUCAAUUACUGAUGCUGCGAUUUCUGCUAUAGCAGGCUCUUGUCGUAGUCUUGUAUGCCUAAAGGUAGAGUCGUGCCACAUGAUAACAGAGAAAGGUCUUUAUCAGCUUGGAUCUUUUUGCUUGCUCCUCAAGGAGCUUGAUCUUACAGAUUGUUGCGGUGUAAAUGAUAAAGCACUUGAGUAUCUGUCCAGAUGUUCCAAACUGUUAUGCUUGAAAUUAGGACUUUGCACAAAUAUAUCGGACAAAGGACUGUUCUAUAUUGCCUCUAACUGUUCAAAGAUUCGUGAACUGGAUCUGUAUCGAUGUACCGGUAUUGGAGAUGAUGGUUUAGCUGCUUUAUCUACUGGUUGCAAGGAGUUGAAGAAUCUCAACUUGUCAUACUGUGAUAAGAUCACUGACAGAGGGAUGGGGUACUUAGGCUCCCUGGAGGAACUCUCUGACCUGGAACUGCGAGGGCUCAUGAACCUCACAAGUGUAGGUUUGACUAUGAUUGCAGUUGGGUGUAAGAAGUUGGCAGACUUGGAUCUUAAGCAUUGUGAGAAGAUUGAUGAUUCAGGCUUCUGGGCGCUUGCCUUUUAUUCACAGAAUUUACGACAGAUAAAUUUGAGCUAUUGUGCUCUCACAAGCAUGGCGCUGUGUAUGGUGAUGGGGAAUUUAACUCGCCUGCAGGACGCUAAGCUUGUGCACCUCAACUAUUGCACGAGGGAAGGUUUUGAGCUCGCACUAUGGUCCUGCUGUGGUCGGAUGAAAAAGGUCAAGUUAAUUGCUCCUCUCAGGUUCUUGCUUUCGUCAGAUAUAUUGGAAGCCCUUCAUGCUACAGGUUGCAAGAUUAGAUGGGACUGAUCUAAGUUAUUAAGGACAAGGAGUUCCAUCUAAAUUUUCCGGUUCAUUAGUUACUACACUACAAGUCUACAACAUAUAUAUGCUGGCAGUGAAUGGACCAGUCCUUGUUUCUGCUGUAUGCCACUUGUGUGUUUUGAUGAAUUUUAAGGUAACUUUAUGGCCUGUAUGUUAUAUAUGUAUUGAAGUUGAGAAUGGUGAGGCUCGUAAUUGACCUUUUCCUUAAU